Molecule: messenger RNA, 7762 nt
Organism: Notolabrus celidotus (New Zealand spotty)
Lineage: Eukaryota; Metazoa; Chordata; Actinopteri; Labriformes; Labridae
Gene: rasgrf2a
Product: Ras protein-specific guanine nucleotide-releasing factor 2a
Exons: 28
Coding region: 887-4810 (1307 amino acids)
Biological process (GO): positive regulation of GTPase activity; Ras protein signal transduction
Cellular component (GO): plasma membrane
Molecular function (GO): guanyl-nucleotide exchange factor activity; protein binding
Source: RefSeq, a predicted model, not a curated record
GCAGCGCGCGCGGCGGGCUGCAGAGACCUGUCUCUUUAAGUUGGUGUCAAAGCCGAUUAUCACUGAUCUCCGUCGUGAUUCUGUUUCCCCCGUCUGUUCCUUCAGUCUAUUCUGGUUCCCGCGCUGCUGACGGGACCGUUGAGCUUCCCCCGUUUUCGGCACGAGCGCGCGGAGACUCCUCGGUAAAGUUUGGAGAGGAUGGAGAGGAGCUGAGGUCUGGGUUUCCUGCGACUCUGCUUCCUCUCAGUAAAGCCCGGGGUGAUGCGUCCUGCGCCGCGGACUCUCCAACUCUUCCUCCCAGGGUAAGCCUGGAUUACCUCCUCUAGUAUCUCUCCUCUGGUAUCCCUCCUCUGGAUCACCUCCACUGGUAUCCCUCUUCUGGUCUGGUAUCCCUCCUCUAGAUAACCUCCUCUGGUAGCCCUCCUCUGGUGUCCCUGCUCUGGUAUCCCUCCUCUGGUAUCCCUCCUCUGGUAUCCCUCCACUGGUGUCCCUCCUCUGGUAGCCCUCCUCCGGUAUCCCCUCCUCUGGUAUCCCUCCUCUGGAUCACCUCCUCUGGUAUCCCUCCUCUGGUCUGGUAUCCCUCCUCUGGUCUGGUAUCCCUCCUCUGGUAGCCCUCCUCUGGUCUGGUAUCCCUCCUCUGGUAGCCCUCCUCUGGUCUGGUAUCCCUCCUCUGGUAGCCCUCCUCUGGUAUCCGUCCUCUGGAUCACCUCCUCUGGUAGCCCUCCUCUGGUCUGGUAUCCCUCCUCUGGUCUGGUAUCCCUCCUCUGGAUCACUUCCUCUGGAUCACCUCCUCUGGUAUCCCUCCGCUCACAGCCUGCUCCGGGAUGUGGUCUGACGCCUCGGUGAGAGUCUGAAGUUGGCCCCAGAAUCCAAACGAGGUCGUAAAAUGCAGAAGGGCGUGCGCUACAAUGAGGGCCACGCGCUGUACCUGUCUGUGGUGGCGCGCAAAGAGGGCACGAAGCGCGGGUUCCUGAGUAAGAAGACUACGGAGACCAGCCGCUGGACCGAGAAGUUCUUCGCUCUGUACCAGAACGUGCUCUUCUACUUCGACAACGACCAGAGCGCGAGACCCACCGGGAUCUACCUGCUGGAGGGAUGCACGUGCGAGCGCGCGCCGGCGCCCAAAGUGUCCGCCAUCAGCAGGGAGCCCAUGGAGAAGCAGCAGCACUACUUCCUGGUUGUGUUUGGCCACGAUGGACAGAAACCUCUGGAGCUGCGGACGGAGGAGGAGCCAGACUGUAACGAGUGGGUGGAGUACAUCCAACAGGCCAGUUACUCCGACAUCAUCAUCGAGCGUGAGAUCCUGAUGCAGAAGUAUAUCCACCUGGUGCAGAUCAUGGAGACGGAGAAAAUUGCAGCCAAUCAGCUGCGCACUCAGCUGGAGGACCAGGACACGGAGAUCGAGCGGCUUAAAGCAGAGAUCGUAGUGCUGAACAAAGCCAAGGAAAGGCUGCAGCCUCACCAGAGCAACCAAGAGGAGGAAGACCCUGACAUUAAAAAGAUUAAGAAGGUUCAAAGCUUCAUGCGCGGCUGGCUCUGCAGGAGGAAGUGGAAGAUCAUCGUCCAGGACUACAUCUGCUCCCCUCACGCCGAGAGCAUGAGGAAGAGGAACCAGAUCGUCUUCAACAUGGUGGAGGCGGAGACGGAGUACGUGCACCAGCUCUCCAUCCUGGUGAACUGCUUCCUGCGGCCGCUCCGCAUGGCUGCCAGCUCCAAGAAACCUCCCAUCAGCCACGACGACGUCAGCACUAUCUUCCUCAACAGUGAGACCAUCAUGUUCCUCCACGAGAUCUUCCAUCAAGGGCUGAAAGCUCGGAUCGCCAACUGGCCCACACUUGUCCUGGCGGACCUGUUCGACAUCCUGCUCCCCAUGCUGAACAUCUACCAGGAGUUUGUGAGGAACCACCAGUACAGUCUGCAGGUUCUGGCAAACUGCAAACAGAACCGAGACUUCGACAAGCUGCUCAAACAGUACGAGUCCAACGCUGCCUGUGAGGGCCGCAUGCUGGAGACCUUCCUCACCUACCCCAUGUUCCAGAUUCCUCGUUACAUCAUCACCCUCCACGAGCUGCUGGCUCACACGCCUCACGAACAUGUGGAGAGGAAGAGUCUGGAGUUUGCCAAAUCUAAGCUGGAGGAGCUGUCGAAGAUGAUGCACGAUGAAGUGAGCGACACAGAGAACAUCAGGAAGAACCUCGCCAUAGAGCGGAUGAUCGUGGAAGGCUGUGACAUCCUGUUGGACACCAGUCAGACCUUCGUGAGACAAGGCUCUCUGAUCCAGCUGCCGUCCAGCAGCGAGCGAGGCGUGCUCAGUAAGGUCCGGCUGGGCGCUCUCUCUCUGAGGAAGGAGGGCGAGCGGCAGUGUUUCCUGUUCACCAAACACUUCCUCAUCUGCACACGGACGUCUGGAGGGAAGCUUCACCUGCUUAAGCAAGGAGGAACGUUGUCCCUGAUCGAGUGCACUCUGAUUGAAGAGGUGGAUAUCAGCGACGAGGACUACAACGCAGCAGGUCAGGGCUUCAACCACCUGCAGUUCAAGAUUGUUGUGGAGUCUCCAGACGGUCAGUCCUUCGCUGUGGUCCUCCUGGCUCCGUCUCGACAGGAGAAAGCAGCCUGGACCAGUGACAUCAGCCAGUGCAUCGACAACAUCCGCUGUAACGGCCUGAUGACCAGCGUGUUCGAGGAGAACUCCAAAGUCUCCGUGCCGCACAUGAUCAAGUCUGACGCCCGGCUGCACAAAGACGACGUCGACAUUUGCUUCAGCAAGACGCUCAACUCCUGUAAGGUCCCUCAGAUCCGAUACGCCAGCGUGGAGCGGCUCCUGGAGCGGCUCACGGACCUGAGGUUCCUCUCCAUAGACUUCCUGAACACCUUCCUCCACACGUACCGGAUCUUCACCACGGCCGCCGUGGUCAUUGACAAGCUGGCGGACAUCUACAAGAAGCCCUUCACCUCCAUACCUGUCAGGGUCGAGCAGCAUUCAUGUGACCGUCUGUCCAUCAUGUCCCUCUGUCCCGACUACAGUCUGAAGAUCACACAGCUGGCUCUGGACCAGUCCAAGUCUCUGGAGCUCUUCUUCGCCACCAACCAGGGCUCGUGGGCCACCGACCCGCUGAGCAACAAGUCUCCUCGCCUGUGCCGCAAGUUCUCCUCUCCUCCUCCCCUCACCAUCCCCCCUCGCACCUCCUCCCCCGUCCACUCCCGGAAGCUCUCCCUCAGCUCCCCUAUAAAAUCAGGAGUCAUGGACCUCUCCCUCUCCCCCUCCUCCUCGGCAGCCAACUCCCCCACCUCCACCCACAGCCCGUCCAUCUCCUCUCCUCCGCCCGGCUCCACCAGGCCCCCUUCUGGCUUCUCCUCCCCUCCGCCCACCGCCAAACGCUCCCCCAGCCUCCCACAGGCCUCUGGGGUGUCCUCGCCGCCCCCCAUCCUCACCAAGGCCCCUCUGGACCUGAGCCGCGGUCCCAGCUCCCCCGAGCUGAGCCCCGCCGCGGGGGACGACGUCAGCGGGGAGCUGCCUCGCCUCGACGCCUUCUGUGGGAAGCUGAGGCGAAGCAUCCGCAGGGCCGUCCUGGAGUCCGUCUCUCUGGACAAGUUCCUCCCCGAGUCUCCAUCCAGCACCGAGCCAGGCGACCUGUCUCCGUGCCGCUCUCCUUCGACGCCGAGACACCUCCGCUACAGAACAUCAGGAGUGACUGCCGGGGAGACUUCUCGCUGCACGAUGUCGCCUGCUUCGGCGUUCGCGAUCGCCACAGCUGCUGCCAGCCACAGCACCUCGCAGGGUUUUAAUAACUCUGAGAAAGUCUGUGACAAAGAGUUCAUCAUCCGCAGAGCGGCGACCAACAGAGUCCUCAACGUGCUGAGACACUGGGUCUCUAAACACUCACAGGACUUUGAAAUGAACAGCGACCUGAAGAUGGGAGUCAUGUGUCUCCUGGAGGAGGUGCUGCGAGAUCCAGACCUGCUGCCCCAGGAGAGGAAAGCUACGUCCAACAUAUUAAGUGCACUUUCUCAAGACGAACAAGACGACGCUCAGCUGAAGAUCGAGGACAUCUUACAGAUGGCGGAGAGUCCGAAGCCCGAGUGUUUCGAGUCUCUGUCGGCGAUGGAGCUGGCGGAACAGAUCACGCUGCUGGAUCACAUCGUGUUCAGGAGUAUUCCCUACGAGGAGUUCCUGGGUCAGGGCUGGAUGAAGGUGGAUAAGACAGAGAGGACUCCAUACAUCAUGAAGACCAGCCAACAUUUUAACGAUAUGAGUAACCUGGUGGCGUCUCAGAUCAUGACUCACACCGACGUGGGCUCCAGAGCGAGCUCCAUAGAGAAGUGGUUAGCCGUGGCUGAUAUCUGUCGCUGCCUCAACAACUACAACGGCGUGCUGGAGAUCACCUCCGCCCUCAACCGCAGCGCCAUCUUCAGGCUGAAGAAGACCUGGGCUAAAGUCUGCAAACAGACCAAGUCUCUGAUGGACCGGCUGCAGAAGACGGUGUCAUCGGAGGGGAGGUUCAAGAAUCUGAGAGAGACGCUGAAAAACUGUAACCCUCCAUGUGUCCCGUACCUGGGGAUGUACCUCACGGACCUGGCUUUCAUUGAGGAGGGGACGCCCAACUUUACAGAGGAGGGUCUGGUUAACUUCUCCAAGAUGAGGAUGAUUUCUCACAUUAUCCGUGAGAUCCGUCAGUUCCAACAAGCACCUUACAGGAUAGAGCACCAACCCAAGGUGACUCAGUUCCUCCUGGAUAAGACUCUGGUGAUGGACGAGGACACCCUCUACGAGCUCUCCCUGAAGAUCGAGCCCCGAGUCCCGCCCGGUUAAUCGCACCUUCCUCUCAUCCUCACGAUGCACAUACUGUCAGUCUUACAAUGUCGACCGUGAACAAACACAACUUGAGGUUCUUCCUUAAAAAGCAGCGGCUGUUUCAGAAAACACCGCCGGUUAUUGUGCUCAGGAAACUCAGGAGAAGACGUGCCUUUGUAGAAAUAUCUGAUGAUGUGUAAAUAAUAUAUAAAGAGAAUGAGCUAAAUAACACACACACACACACACACACACACACACACACACAGAACUCUGCCAUAUGACUGUAGUAACAUCCAUUCCAGCUGAUGAACAUGGCAUUAGAAAGUAACCUGCUGCUGCUAUCAUGCUGUUGAUUCUGAUGAUUUUUUAUCAUGUUCACCGUUUUAAAAUCAUUUUAUUGAAGCUAACUUCUCAUGAUGAGUUUAUAUGAGAGGACGCCUGCACCACAGAGACAAUGCUCAUCAGAAGUGUUUGUUUUAGAAAGAGAGAAGCCGUCCUGCAGAGCGGUUAUUAUCAUGAAAAGGUCGCAGUGUGGUCGACUUACGUACAACUGGGUCGGUCUUAUUUCUCACGUUGGACUUACCUACGAAUUCUUAGACUGAAGCCUCGUUUAGACGAGAUCGGCCUCACUGAAAACUGAAAAAGUCUCCUUUGCAUUUCAAAAUAAAAGCCCUCUUCAUAUGAAAAUGUAAAGAAGUCCUGUAAGGUGAUCAUUUUUAUCCUGCGUGCAAAUAUGAAUUAUCUUGUCAGAGGAGUUAGUGCAUCAUAACUUGUGCAAGUUGUUUACAAAAUAGUAUCUUGUGCUGACAAGUUUAUUAUCUUGUACACACAAUAUAAUAACUUGGACCUCACAAGUAACUGUUGUGUUUGCAGGCGGUAUUAUCUUGUGUGCAUAACUUGAUUAUCUUGCGCACAACUGAAUUUUCUUGCACAUAAAAAGAAUUGUUCUCAUGGCUACAACUUCAUUAUCUUGCACACAUGCACAAGUUAAUAUCUUGUGCCCCAAAGCUUAUUAUCUUGCACACACAACAAAAUAAUCUUGCGUGCAAAACUUUGAUUUUCUUGCAUCAACAAAAAAUAUCUUAUGUGCACAACUUGAUUAUCUUGCACACGCAAUAUAUUUGUUAUAUCUUGUUCAACAUGUUAUUGUACACACAAGAUAACAUGUGCUAAAAAGUAACUGCUUUGUUUGGAACAAGUUAAUAUCUUGUACCCAAAGCUAAUUAUCAUGUGCACAUAACUAUAUUAUCUGGCGCACACAAAAAAAUGUUGUGCAAAACUUUGAUUUUCUUGCAUCAACAGAAAAACAUCAACUGGAUUAUCUUGCGCACACAAAAUAUAAAUUCUUGUUUCCACAGCUCUAUUUUUCUGCAUGCAAAAAAUAAUUGUGUAGGCACAACUGCACUAUCUUGUCCACAAACGAAAAAGUAUCUAGUGUGCACGACUUAGUUAUCUUGCGUGCACGACUUCAUUAUCUUGCAUACACAAGAUUUUUUUUUUAUCUUGUCCACAGUAUUAAAUUGUGCUAAAAAGUAAUUGCUUUGCUUGCACAAGUUAUCUUGUGCCAACCAGAUAAGUAUCUUGUGCAUCCAAGAUUAUUACAAUAUCACUAUCUUGCACACGCAAGAUUUUUUUAAUCUUAUCAUGCAAGUUAUUGUACACACACGGUACUGUUGAGCUCACAAGUAACUGCUUUGUUUUCACAAAAUCAUAUCUUGUGCCAACGAGUUACUAAUCUUGUGCGCACAAGAUUAUUAGUUUAGUUGGAUAGAAAUGACCACCUUUUUGGGACUUCAGGGCUUUUGCAAAAUUAAAAUGAUCAACCUUUUUCUUCAAAUGCUCUCAAUCAUUUUAUAUUUCCCUCUCCUGGCCCUCGUUAUCUCCUCAAGAUAAGGCACCAAGAGAGACACAGCAGUGGUCUCCAGGGUGAUGACCUCAUCCCUGUCCUCUUUAGACCACCUGACCUCCUAAGGGCUCUCUGGCGAUGUUAAACUGUGACGCCUCUGACUGUAUGUAAAGAUGGGCGAAGUGUCUCCUCCUCCUCCUGUCGUUUGACUCAUGUCCCAUCUGUUAACAAAGAGGAGGCGGGGCUUAUGAUCUAUACUGCAGCCUGCCACCAGAGGGAGCUCUUACUGUUUGGCUUCACUUUAAUGGAGCUGUUCUGUCACCCAUCUUUUUAUACAGUCUGUGGUGGAUGCAGGCAUCAUUAACUCUUCUGAAUGAAGCAGAAAAUAGAACACAUGUUGUUUUAAGAUCCUCUGAGGUUGAUUACAUAAUUUCUCUUUCUCUUGGUGAGCAUCGAAGCAGACAUUAAAUAUCUGGUCAGGUUUUACUUCAGCAGCUUUUUUAAAUCUUCGCUCCUCGUGAAGGUUUAGAUUUUUGUUUCUCGUUCACACGUUUCAGCAAAAAUUCCUCUUAGCUCAGUCAGAGUUUGACGAUGUGACCGAGACGUUUAUAUUCCGAUCAGAAGCUCGUUCUCUUUUCGUCAGAUAUGAGUCGUUUUGUAUAAAAAGUUCUGGUUUUGAACGAUCCUUUUUUUUCUGCUCUUUUUAAGACGGUUUGCCUCAAAGGUUUCUGACAUGCUCCAGAUUCUCCUUACAGUCUCAUUUCUCUCUGUGUUAUAAUUUGUUCCUUGUUUCUGUGACAUUAGCAUCAUAUUUAUAUUUAAACUAGUUUACUGUUUGAUUUAGAGCGAUGUUUUAACAGAAUGUCAUUCACUUGUUUUAGCAUGAAGAUAGCAUGAUGUCCUCUCCUGCAGGUUACUGUUAACCUCUUAGAUUACUGACUUUUAUUAACUUUACUCUUUUAUUCCGACUCUUUCCUGAUGUCAGGAAUCUUGAAUAUUAUCUGAGACCCUUAUUUCUUACAUUCCUGCAUACUUUGAAAUUACAGUUCUUCUGCUGUUGUAUUUUUCCAUGCAUUUCUCUGUGUAAUGUACAGAUAUUUACACAUUAAAGUGGAUCAAAUAUA